Eruca vesicaria subsp. sativa (arugula) is the source of this 1616-nucleotide messenger RNA. The record is from the annotation of a GenBank genome assembly. NCBI's taxonomy places the organism in Eukaryota, Viridiplantae, Streptophyta, Magnoliopsida, Brassicales, Brassicaceae.
AUGAUUUUGGUGUUAGUUUUUUCUCUGUUGGCUAUUUUCUUUCUGAAUGUUCUUCUAUGGAGAUGGCUAAAAGCCUCAGCAUGUAACGUCAAAGAGCUUCCUCCAGGUCCACCAAGGUGGCCUAUUUUGGGCAACCUUCUCCAGUUAGGCCCUUUACCUCACCGUGACAUGGCCGCUCUCUGUAACAAGUACGGCCCACUAGUGUACCUUCGGCUAGGAAACAUCGAUGCAAUCACAACAAAUGAUCCAGAUACCAUCCGAGAGAUCCUCUUUCGGCAAGACGAUGUCUUUGCAUCAAGGCCUAAAACACUCGCAGCAGUACACUUGGCGUAUGGUUGCGGAGAUGUAGCGUUAGCACCAAUGGGACCGCAUUGGAAAAGAAUGAGAAGGAUAUGCAUGGAACACCUACUUACAACCAAAAGACUUGAAUCUUUUACCGCACAGCGAGCCGAGGAAGCUCAGUAUCUAAUACAAGAUGUGUGCAAAAGAGCUGAAUGCGGAAAGCCCAUAAACCUUAGGGAAGUAUUGGGUGCUUUCUCUAUGAACAAUGUGACCCGGAUGCUACUAGGGAAACAGUUCUUUGGGCCUGGAUCCGUGGUAGGAGCAAAAGAAGCCCAAGAGUUUAUGCAUAUCACUCACAAGUUGUUUAGGCUGUUGGGUGUUAUUUACUUGGGUGACUACUUGCCGUUCUGGAGAUGGGUGGAUCCAUACGGCUGCGAGAAGGAAAUGAGGGACGUGGAGAAGCGUGUGGACAAGUUUCACACCAAGAUCAUCGAGGAGCAUAGAAGGGCAAAACGGGAAAAGGAAGACAAUAAUAUUGAGUGUGACAUGGAUUUUGUUGACGUUUUACUAUCUUUGCCUGGUGAGAAUGGGAAAGAACACAUGGACGACGUUGAAAUUAAAGCUCUCAUUCAGGACAUGAUAGCUGCUGCGACCGACACGUCAGCGGUCACGAACGAAUGGGCUAUGGCUGAAGUGAUUAAGCAGCCGCGAGUGAUGCGUAAGAUUCAAGAAGAGCUUGAUAAUGUUGUAGGAUCAAACCGGAUGGUCAAUGAAUCGGAUUUAGUCCAUUUAAACUAUCUACGUUGUGUGGUACGAGAGACGUUUCGAAUGCAUCCCGCUGGACCGUUCUUGAUUCCUCACGAAUCUGUCCGACCAACGACGAUCAACGGCUAUUACAUCCCUGCAAAGACACGUGUAUUCAUCAAUACACAUGGGCUGGGUCGAAACACUAGUGUAUGGACUAGUGACAUCGACGAGUUCAGACCGGAACGACAUUGGCCCGUUGAUGGCAGCGGAAGGGUGGAGAUAAGUCACGGGCCUGAUUAUAAGAUAUUACCGUUUAGUGCAGGGAAAAGGAAGUGUCCAGGAGCUCCGUUAGGUGUGACGAUGGUGCUGAUGGCUUUGGCUCGGCUCUUCCAUUGCUUUGACUGGACUACACCGGAAAAUAUUGAUACGAUGGAAGUGUAUGGAAUGACUAUGCCUAAGGCUAAACCAUUGUGGGCUAUAGCUAAGCCACGAUUGGCAGCUCAUUUGUAUACAUGAUGCAAUUGGUUACUAAGACUUAUAUCAUCUAAUUAGCCAUUACGGUCUCAAUAAUAUCGUUGUAAUUUGUG